This is a messenger RNA of Leguminivora glycinivorella, 2505 nucleotides long. RefSeq names its product radial spoke head protein 3 homolog (gene Rsph3). Gene Ontology annotation, cellular component: cilium. Bases 1 to 1197 code for a protein of 398 amino acids. Lineage: Eukaryota; Metazoa; Arthropoda; Insecta; Lepidoptera; Tortricidae. The transcript is spliced from 8 exons. The record is from RefSeq and is a predicted model, not a curated record.
AUGCCUCCUAUCAACAACAUCAUAAACUUAUCAGUACCUAUACAAGAAGAAAACGUUUCUACACCUACAAGCGGCGAUUACAAGAAGCAAUUUAUGGAUAUCGAUAGACAAGUGGAAGAAAUGAAGGCUAGUGAAUCUGGAAUAUUAGCCGACCAAAUAUCAACUCACGACGUCCAUCACGGCAGCAUGGCGACGACAGGCGGCAACCUGAUGCACGACAAGCGGAUCGUGCGCGGCAGCACCUUCGCCGCGCAUCCCCAGUCUCACGUGAGUUCUCACACUAGUGUAACACACUCUCAUGCUCCCAGUCUCACGGCGACGGCAUCGAGAGCGCGGCAGCGAAGGCGGCGCGCACGCGGCGGCGCGCGCUGGCCCGGCGCGCCGCGGCCGCGCGCCUGCGCCCCGGGACCCCCGCCCGCGCCCGGCCGCCGCCACCACCCCAUCCAGACCGAGUACUACCUGGAGGAGCUGUUCGACAAGGGCGUGGAGAUGGAGGUCGGCGUGCAGACCGACCUCUUCCAGGACCGCCCCGCCACGCCGCUCUACGUGCCCGCCAAGACCGGCGCCGACGCCGCCACGCAGAUCUAUCCCGGUGACCUAUUCGACUUCGACCUGGAAGUGUCCCCGAUCCUGGAGGUGCUGGUGGGGAAGACGACGGAGCAGGCGCUGGCGGAGGUGGCGCAGGAGGAGGAGCUGGCGACGCUGCGCGAGCAGCAGCGGCGCUACGCCGAGCUGCGCGACGCCGAGCGCGCCGAGCGCCAGCGCCUGGCCGCCAUGGACCAGCGUCUGUACGAGGAGAAGGAGCGGCGCGUGGCGGAGGCGCGAGUGGCGCAGGUGGCGGCGGAGGAGGCGCGCGCGCGGGCCGCCGCCGCCACGCUGGUGCAGGGCUACGUGGCCGAGCUGCUGCCCGCCGUGCUGGCCGGCCUGCGCGACCAGGGCUACCUGCUGGAGCGCGUGCACAGAGGAGUGGACGAGGAGUUCAUGCCGUGGCUGGUGAGCGCCGUGUCCGAGGAGCUGGACUCCAUCAUCACGAGCCGCGACGUCAUCACCGAAAUCGUGCGCGAUGUUGUGGAGGCCCGCAACGAGUUGUACCGCGCGGCCGCGGAGGCGGAGGCGCAAGUCGUGGAGCCUGAGGAGUCCAUCACGCCGCCCUCCACGCAGGAGGAGGAGGAGGAGGAACCUGAAGCGACGACGUAGGCCGCGGCGCCGAGCGGGCUGCGCCGCGGCCGCGGGCUCAGCGGCGACGAAUGGUGUAGGAACUAUUCUACUUCAACACCAACCUACAUUUAUCACGCGCGGGAGUUGAGUUGAGCACUGCUCUAAUUACCUUCUGUGAGGGGAAAUUGUUGCAGGGUUACACCUUAGAGGUUGUCUAGAUUUUUUGUCUUAAGGGUUUCGACCUUUAAGCUGUGAGAGACGUGCUUUGGUGAACCUAAUGUAGAGCAUUAUGUACAGGAACUCCGCGUCUAUUAUAUGUAAAUAUCGUAAUUCGUAGGCAGUAGCGUACUCCGUCCAUAGGCAAACAAUUAGGCAAACUAUUACUAAGUACUCUAAGUAGAUGCUUUAAAAGAAUUAUGGGUAAUUAAAAACUUACAAAAUCGUCUUACUAAAUUUAGUACGAGUUAUAGAUUUAUUGUAUGAAAAUCCUAAAGUGGCUUUAUUAACUUUCUAGCAAGACGCCUCAAGGUCAAUUUACACGGCGAACCUGUUAACUGUAUUUUUUUAAUAAACGAGUUUCUAAAUCAUUUUUAUACUGAAAUACUUUUUCUUAAGCAACAAUGUAUAAAUUAUAAAUUAUUCUUGUUUAGAUUACCUACUAGUUUAAGGAAGAGUGGUACCCCUUACCACAGGUAUUUGUUUACUUAAAAAGGGGUAUCCACAACUAAAAUUAAUCAAGUAAUUCUUUAAAUGAAUAAAGAAUUUUUUAAUUUUUUAAUGUACUGCCUAGACGUUUGUCGAAGUUCUCCUCAUUUAUUAGGAACUGGAACUAAGUAUGUAGGUAUUAGCUAUUAUUUGAACUUUGUAUUGUUUGUAUGCGCCGCGAAGUUUGUACAUUAUGUAGAGACAGUUCUGUAGUUAUAUUUAGACCCUUAUUUGUUAUUUAUUAUUAUGGAAUAAAAUUCUUAUGAUUAAUAUGUUGUAUAAAUUUGAACACUCCCUCAGUUAUGAAAAUUAUGGAAGGGGCCUUAAACAACGGACUGUAACCCAACCGCAACUUGUAGGUAUUCGAGCUGCGUGCUGACAGUGCGUGGCGUACAGUCUGCGUAGUGCUGUCGCCUUACAAGAUGCUGUACGUAUGUUACCGGCCUUAAAACCCUGAGGUAUUUGUAAUAUAGUUACGUAGGUACCUACUCUGUUCAAUAAAAUAUGAUAUGAUCUUAGCAGUGAAACAUUAUGUACAUAUCUGCAUUUAGGUAUAAAUAUAGGUAGUCUACACAAAAGUACCCUACCGUAGGUACCUACAUAAAAAUAAGGUAAUGUACCUAACCCACCAACAACACGACA